Molecule: messenger RNA, 989 nt
Organism: Fusarium oxysporum Fo47
Lineage: Eukaryota; Fungi; Ascomycota; Sordariomycetes; Hypocreales; Nectriaceae
Product: NAC domain-containing protein
Exons: 3
Coding region: 172-636 (154 amino acids)
Cellular component (GO): nascent polypeptide-associated complex; cytosol
Source: RefSeq, a predicted model, not a curated record
AAUUACCCAAGCCUAACUUACUGGUACGUUGCUGAACCCACGCAUGCACGAAUUUCCGAGCAAAAUUUCUUCCAACAAUCGAUUUAUCCCGUCCGAAACCGCCCCGACUGACGAUUUUUGUCCCAGUUUCGAUCGAGUCCCCCGAUCCCCCGCAAUCGAAUUUCGCCCAUCAUGUCGUCCGCCGAAGUCCAAGAACGCCUCAAGAAGCUCGGCCUGAGCGCCCGAACUGGUGGAAAGGGUACCCCCCGACGAAAGGUCAAGCGUGCGCCCGCCCGCUCCGGCGCUGACGACAAGAAGCUUCAGCUCGCCCUUAAGAAGCUGAACACUCAGCCCAUCCAGGCUAUUGAGGAGGUCAACAUGUUCAAGCAGGACGGAAACGUCAUUCACUUCGCUGCUCCCAAGGUUCACGCUGCUGUUCCUUCCAACACCUUUGCCAUCUAUGGUAACGGUGAGGACAAGGAGCUCACCGAGCUUGUCCCCGGUAUCCUUAACCAGCUCGGCCCCGACUCCCUUGCUUCUCUGCGCAAGCUCGCCGAGAGCUACCAGAACCUCCAGAAGGAGAAGGGGGAGGACGAUGACGAGAUCCCCGACUUGGUCGAGGGCGAGAACUUCGAGAACGAGCCCAAGGUCGAGUAAAGUUACUCUACACAGUCAAGGGCGAAGGGGUAGUGAAAUCGUAGGUCUGUUCGGCCAAGAGGCUGGCUAGUUUCUCCUACGAGGCGGGUUUUAUGUUUCCCCCCUUUUGGGCAGUCGUAACAGUCACUCCCCCGCUCUCUAUGUUGUGUAGCAGAGGAGUAGGUAUGGGUACGCAAAAGGUCACAGCUUGGGAAUGUCAUGGUGGAAUGGCGACCUUAUGCUGGCUGAGGUUGAUUGAUCUGUACGAACAAACAAAAUACGACUUACAUCGGGAGAAAUACCAAUCUCUAAUGAUGUCAAUGAUUGCUACGUUUUUCUAGUUGGAAAUCUGACCCUCCGUCAUUUCUGAUCCA